CGAGUGUCACUGAACACAGCAUUAGCCUUCGGUUGUCUGUGAACUGAGCAGCUGUCACACCUGUGUGUGGGCACCCAGCUAACAACACGUACUCUUACUUUAAGAGGCUUUGCCAUCAUGGCACGUGGGCAUCAGAAGAUUCAGUCUCAGCAGAAAAAUGCCAAGAAACAGGCAGAAAUGAAGAAAGCCAAGGGUCAUGAUCAAAAGACGGCAGCCAAGGCGGCGUUAGUGUUCACCUGCUCUGUGUGCAGGUCCCAGAUGCCCGACCCAAAAACCUUCAAGCAACACUUUGAGAGCAAGCAUCCGAAAUCUCCUCUGCCCCCUGAGUUAGAGGGAGUGGAGGCAUAAGCAGCCACCGUGGACACCAAACUGAGUUCUUCAAGGCCCUGCACCUACUCUGCACUUGUCUGACAGCAAUGGAUGAUUUAAUGUAAACAACAUGAAGCAGUUAUCUUCGUUUAGACUUUAACAGGCCAGGUUGCCUUUGAUGCAAUCCUUCCUCCCAUCCAGUCCUGUUUUUGCUUGUGUUCAAAUAUAUGAGGGGUUAAACCCAAAUAUUGGUUUUGAUUUCUGGGUCACUGAUGACUUUUAUGAUCCAAGUGGUGAAUGAAAAUUUCUUGCUUCAUUCUCACAGUUUCUCAGAACAAACUCCUCACUGCCCACGAAGUGUUGUUCACAUAGGGAUAUUUCUUGCUGCUAGCUCUUGUACCUCUUUAUCUGAAGCUUUACAGGAUUGAGUGUCUGAUUUAAACCUUUACAGCCAGCAUGCCACAUGAGGUAAACACACAGUUUGCUUGCAAAGCACGGAUUUGGAUUGGAUGGGAUGUAGACAAAAUGUUUUAAUUCAAAUUUCUAGUUUGUCGCAAAUGUGACCUCAUCUGUUUUAUUAGUUAUUCCGUUUAAUUUGGCUUUGAAUGUUUAGUAAUGAAUAAAAUGGAGGCAGUGAGAUUUUCCCUAUUAUCUGUUCCUCCACAGCGCUGUCUGCCCUGUUGUACUGCAGUCUUUCAUCUAGUUAAUCAUGAUUUUAUGUGGGGUCAUAAAAAUAUGAAAUUUUGCCAGCUAUUUCCAAGCUGCUAAAUGAAUUGCAAGUUAAUAAAAUUUUACGGGAGCUUGUCAACAACAUUUGUAUGCUUGGAAAAUGAAUUUAUGCUCCAAUGAUGUAUUAUAGCAUUUUAUUAAAUUUUACUUUGUUGUA
This is a messenger RNA of Seriola dumerili (greater amberjack), 1195 nucleotides long. RefSeq names its product zinc finger protein 706-like (gene znf706). The record is from RefSeq and is a predicted model, not a curated record. NCBI's taxonomy places the organism in Eukaryota, Metazoa, Chordata, Actinopteri, Carangiformes, Carangidae. The transcript has 3 exons. The coding region runs from base 118 to 348 and encodes 76 amino acids.